AAUUCGGUCACUUAUCACGGUUAGUUCUCUUGGUUUAGCGCGACAUAUAGAUAUAUGUUAAAUCUAGCUUUAGUCGUCUUUUAUUUUAAUUAACAUUAAGUCACUGUGUUAUACGCAGUACGGUCGUUAAUAAUAAUAAUCUAUUAACGUAAACUUCUUCGUUCAGUGCUACCUUACGUUACAUAGCUGUAUCCAAAAAUGCUGACCACUCGCUCUCCUCUCUCCAAGAAGAAUGAAAACGGCAUCGUUUCCAAGAUGAACACUGUUUCACUGACCGACAAAGAGAAUACUCCCCCUAGCCUCAACAGCACUCGAAUUCUGGCGUCCAAAACGGCGCGGAAAAUCUUUGCAGAAACUGAGGUUACGUCGAAAGAUUCUAAGAAAGCGAGCGUGCAAGAUGAGCCUUUAUUGAGAGACAAUCCCCGCCGGUUCGUUAUCUUUCCCAUUAAAUACCAUGACAUCUGGCAGAUGUACAAAAAGGCAGAGGCCUCCUUCUGGACUGCUGAAGAGGUUGACCUUUCUAAGGACCUGGCGCACUGGGAAUCUUUGAAGGAUGAUGAAAGGCAUUUCAUCUCUCACGUACUGGCCUUUUUUGCUGCCAGUGAUGGCAUUGUUAAUGAGAAUCUGGUGGAGCGUUUCAGCCAGGAGGUCCAAGUGACGGAGGCACGUUGCUUCUAUGGAUUCCAAAUUGCAAUGGAGAACAUCCACUCAGAAAUGUACAGCCUGCUCAUUGACACCUACAUCAAAGACCCCCAAGAGAGGGAGUAUCUUUUCAAUGCCAUUGAAACUCUGCCCUGUGUGAAGAAGAAGGCUGACUGGGCUCUGAACUGGAUUGGAAACCAAAACGCACAGUAUGGGGAGCGUAUUGUGGCCUUUGCUGCGGUUGAAGGAAUCUUCUUCUCUGGGUCAUUUGCUGCCAUUUUCUGGUUGAAGAAGAGGGGUCUGAUGCCUGGUCUGACCUUCUCCAAUGAGCUUAUCAGCAGAGAUGAGGGCCUUCAUUGUGACUUUGCGUGCCUCAUGUUCAAGCACUUGGUGAACAAGCCAUCUGAAGAAAAGGUUAAAACGGUCAUAAUGGAUGCUGUUGCAAUUGAGCAGGAGUUCCUCACAAAAGCCCUUCCAGUGAAGCUGAUUGGCAUGAAUUGUGACCUGAUGAGACAAUAUAUUGAGUUUGUGGCAGACAGACUAAUGCUGGAGUUGGGUUUCAGUAAGAUCUACAGGGUGGAAAAUCCCUUCGAUUUCAUGGAGAACAUCUCUCUGGAAGGCAAGACAAAUUUCUUUGAGAAGCGAGUGGGGGAAUACCAGAGGAUGGGAGUGAUGUCCGGCACCGUGGACAACUCUUUCCGACUGGAUGCUGACUUCUGAGACCAUCCUCCCCAUCCCCUCCCCUUUGAGCUGGGACACUAAACGCAUUAAACACUUGAAGUGGCUGGAACAGAACACGCCACCCUGAUCCACCUCCAUAUUCCAAUCCACAUCGCAGUCCGUUUUCACACCUGAAGCCGCUAGCUAGUGCUAUAGCAGUAGGUCAAUCAAGCAACCGUUUGCACACAUGCGUUCUUGCAGCAGCUCGUUUGUUUGUAUAUAUUGUUAAAGUUAAUUUUUUAGUGUUGCUAGAUUUUGGUAAUGGGAAAUCCAAAAUGCGGUAUUUAACUGAACUAAAUUUCUGGUACAUGCUCUUAAGACGUCUAAGUUAUUUUUAUGUUUUCAAUGUAAAGUGAUGAGUUUUAAUAAAGUGAGUGUCUUUAUGUAUUUUA
Messenger RNA from Conger conger (European conger), 1754 nucleotides. Its product is annotated as ribonucleoside-diphosphate reductase subunit M2. Gene Ontology annotation, biological process: deoxyribonucleotide biosynthetic process. Gene Ontology annotation, cellular component: cytosol. The transcript has 10 exons. Bases 199 to 1362 code for a protein of 387 amino acids. The record is from RefSeq and is a predicted model, not a curated record. Gene Ontology annotation, molecular function: ribonucleoside-diphosphate reductase activity, thioredoxin disulfide as acceptor. Lineage: Eukaryota; Metazoa; Chordata; Actinopteri; Anguilliformes; Congridae.